UCAAUGAGAACCGAGAGCACAGUACCAACUACAGGACAUGAGUCACGUGAUCAUGUCCCUGCUUUCCUCCACGGCCGGCCAAGGAGUUGGUGAGGGCCAAUCAAAAUAUUGCAAUGACAGGGAUACACCGGAUGGUUCAAGCUUCGACGCGUCGGGCACCGCUCUCCCAGUCGAGUAGGUCAUUGUCAGCCAUGUCGGCACAGAAAUUGCCGCGUCUUCCGCUGCCCCACCUGCACAAGACCAUGGCAAAAUAUCUUGACUCCAUCCAACCAGUGCUGCUCCAGGACGAAUUGGAUGGGGGCGCGCCAUUUGCUGCAGCCUUUGAAGAACGCCAGAAACUUGUCCAGUCCUUCCUCAGUGGACCAGGCAAGGUUGCACAGGCGCGCCUGCGUGCUCUCGACGAUGUCUCACCCCACAAUUGGCUAGAUGAUAACUUCUGGUUAAAAAAAACGUAUCUGGAGUGGAGAGCGCCGCUCCUCAUAAAUUCUAAUUGGUGGUUGACUUUUGUAAACGACGCUGAAGUACCAGAGGAGGUCAUAAGGGACCAAGGGCAGGGAUUCACUCCAUGGCAGAUCAGGAGGGCGGCUUGCUUAGUGCGAGGCAUCCUCGAUUUCAAACAUAGAAUGGAAUCGCAGGAAUUAUACCCGGAUACCACGCGUGUAGGCAUUUGGCUACGACACUGUACCUCGGCCAUCUUCAAUAUUUGUCGUGUUCCUCAGCGUAACUGCGAUUAUCUUAGCGUCACCGCCUCUUCUCACUGGGCAUCUGCCAUCGUCAUUAUGGCACACGACUUCUUCUACGCAUUGCAGGUCGCCGACCUGAAGACUGGUGCACCUCUGGGGGUAGACGACAUUGAAUGGGGGAUCAGGAAAAUAGUGGAGGACGUACUCAAGAGGAGAGAACAGGGAGAGACAGCAGUCAGAGUAGGAGUCUUGAGCUCUGACGAAAGGAAUACGUGGGCCGAGAACUACGUUCAUCUCCGCUCCCUGUCUUCGCGCAACGUUCGCUCUUUAGAUGCAAUCCAGGAAUCCCUCUUUGUCCUCUCACUCGAUCACUGGUCGGCGCCAUCUGUGCCACUUGAAGAGAAUGAUUCACAGUCGUUUCCGUUAACUUUUCCAACUGACAGGGCCGUUCCGCGUCCCGGUACAGGAAAUUCGACUGUGCAAGCGACCCAGCUUCCCUUCCAGGCCACGCAGACGGACAGAGUAGUACCCUCAAUCCCGCAUGGACCUGUCUCCCCCAAUCCGGUGCCGUACGACCUCCGCCAACACCAACAACGCACGCGUGCCCCUCCUGCAUUGCAAAACCGUUUUCUUGACAAACCUCUCCAGCUCAUUGUGGAGCGUACGACACGCGCCGGUGCCUGUGGUGAACACGCAGCCGUGGAUGCAUUGGUUCCCAGUGUCGUUUGUGAGUGGGCUGUAGCGAAGGCUAGUGGUGUGACCCUGUCCGGAGGCAUGGCGGCCACACCGCUUGCUAGCAAGGAAACGGCCGAGUUGCGAGUGCGCGGGCACAAAGAGGUUGACUUUGCUAGUUGUGCAUUUUGGGAAAGACUUGACUUUGUUGCAUCUUCACACAUCGAGACAGCAAUUGCAGAUGCGACGUGUCGUGCAGAAGUGCUUGUCGCAGACUCAGACCAUGACGUGCUGUACUUUACAACGUUUGGUGGAGAUGAGAUCCAGCGAGUGUCUGGUUACCCUCCGGAUGCUUUCGUUCAGCUUGCAAUGCAACUAGCUUACUAUCGGGUUCACGGACGCACAACUCCCGUGUAUGAGACUGCCCUCACGCGGUCUUUUCACCAUGGCCGCACAGAGACCAUUCGAAGCCUCACACGUGAGAGCUUCGCAUUUGUGUUAGCGUGUGGGCCCGGGAAGGAUCAGACUUGGAGAGGAUACCCAGUAAAAAAGAGUGUAGAAAGAAGGGAUAUCGACGAGGUACCACCGGCGUGGCCCUCGUCACUCCGUGUUCUUUUAAUCUCUGCGCUUCAUGCACAUGCUUUACUCACCCGCGCAGCUAUCGCAGGCCGUGGCAUCGACCGGCACCUUCUAGGUUUACGGACCGUCUUGGGAACCGAAUGGAACUGGCUCGACGGACGUAGAGAGACAACUGAACAUAUGCCAUUUUCCGGAAGCAGUGAAACAUCACGGGCGUGCAACAGCCAGAAAACCAUAUGGGGACCUGAACAGCCUGUUGCGUUGUUUGAAGAUCCUGUUUUCAGGGAAAGUCAGACAUGGCGGCUAAGCACCAGUGGGUUGAGUGAGGGCUGGUAUUUCCGUGGGACUGGGUUUGGUGCUCCAUUCCCAGAUGGGUAUGGUGUCAACUACCUCAUUGGACCCUCCUCUAUCAAAUUCUGCAUUGACUCUAAGCAUUCCUGUUCAAGCACCUCUACACACAUGUUUAUGGGCCACCUCCAUGAUGCUCUAACAGAUAUGUGGGGUAUCUGUAUGAGCAAAUGUGGAGAAGGGGAUAAGAGGGGUAAUCAUGCUGACUGUUCUGGUGAUGGUAUACCUGUUAGAAAACCAUCACAGAAUGUUGCUGCCACUGGUAGUCAUUGUGUACAAGCUACCAUGGAACAUGUACAGACCAGGCCCCAUGCAAGGC
Molecule: messenger RNA, 2601 nt
Organism: Pisolithus orientalis
Lineage: Eukaryota; Fungi; Basidiomycota; Agaricomycetes; Boletales; Pisolithaceae
Product: acyltransferase ChoActase/COT/CPT
Exons: 8
Molecular function (GO): acyltransferase activity
Source: RefSeq, a predicted model, not a curated record